Molecule: messenger RNA, 781 nt
Organism: Aspergillus saccharolyticus JOP 1030-1
Lineage: Eukaryota; Fungi; Ascomycota; Eurotiomycetes; Eurotiales; Aspergillaceae
Exons: 1
Coding region: 46-474 (142 amino acids)
Source: RefSeq, a predicted model, not a curated record
UUCUCAGCCUCAUCCCAUGACUCGACCAAAGAGGAAGGAAGACGUAUGGCCCCGGGUUUGGCUUGCGUGCUUGCAGGACUUGGCUUACCAGUCAUCAUUAGCCUAACCCGCGCACCUCCCCCAUUCGUCUCACCCACCUUUGCAAAAAGGUGUGGUAAGCUAAUCAAUAGGUAUUUAUCAUCAUCAUCAUCAUCAUCAUCAUCAUCAUCACCAUCAUCGCCCUCGCUUUUGGUCGCAGGAAGGAUCAAUGCUCGCAAACUCCGAUCCAACUUACCAUCCAUGGAACCAGGAAACAACAACUGGCUUCCACACAGACCUUCGGAGGAUUACCGGUGCACAAUGCACGGGCAAUACAGCAUCCACUCCACUAACAUUAUCAACACUUCGCCUUCUAGAUUUAUACCCCGUCUCUUAACACAUGAAGUCACACCCCAUGAUUACCUUGAUACCAUCCACUCCAGACAAGUCCACUAAAUCCCACUAUGCGGUCGCUCUGCUCCACACAAUCUGAAAGGUCACUGCAGGUCAGUGAGGGCAUUCCGGAACAUCUGAUUCACUCGUGUACUCUAUCCACUUACCAUUCUUCCACAUCCUUGCCCGCAAGACCUAUAGGAAUUUGUUCCUCUCUCUGUGCCCUCUGUUUAUCUACCUCCUCCUCCUCCUUUUCACCUUUCUUCUUCAUCUGGAAUGUUAUCUAUUGGGAUAUCACUUUUUCUCCUUUUUUUUUUCUUUCCCCUCUCCUGUUUUUCUUACUGCAUUGCCGAGGCUAGCUGGCUGGCUG